Messenger RNA from Hypanus sabinus (Atlantic stingray), 2874 nucleotides. RefSeq names its product transmembrane 9 superfamily member 2-like. The transcript has 17 exons. Bases 72 to 2021 code for a protein of 649 amino acids. Lineage: Eukaryota; Metazoa; Chordata; Chondrichthyes; Myliobatiformes; Dasyatidae. Gene Ontology annotation, cellular component: membrane. The record is from RefSeq and is a predicted model, not a curated record. Gene Ontology annotation, biological process: protein localization to membrane.
CGGACGCCACAGCCACCCAGAAGACACCGCGCACUGCUCCCAUCUCCCGCCGCCUCGCCCUGGCCCGUACCAUGGAGGCCUCCAAUUGUCGGUUGUUGAUGUUCGUCUUGCUGCCGCUCUCCACUGCCUUCUACCUGCCUGGCCUGGCACCUGUCAGCUUCUGUCAGAAGGAUGAGGAGACAGAGACGUGUAAGUCAAGCAUUGAAGUAUUUGUGAACAGACUGGACUCCGUGGAAUCUGUUCUGCCAUAUGAAUAUGAUGCGUUUGACUUCUGUCAGAAUGAUACUGAGAAACGGCCUUCAGAGAAUUUGGGACAAGUGUUGUUUGGAGAAAGAAUUGAGUCAUCCCCAUACAAGUUUACUUUUAAUAAACCUGAAAUAUGUAAACCAAUUUGUGUGAAAUCUUAUGAACCAAAGGACAAAGUGAGUGCAGACAAACUGUCUUUCAUAAAGAAGGGAAUUCUCCUGAAUUAUCAACAUCAUUGGAUCAUUGAUAACAUGCCUGUCACAUGGUGCUACGAUGUAGAAGAUGGCCAAAAGUUUUGUAAUCCGGGAUUUCCUAUUGGAUGCUUCGUUACUCAGGAUGGCCGUCCAAAGGAUGCUUGUGUCAUCAAUUCUGAGUUCAACAAGAAGAACACCUACUAUGUUUUCAAUCAUGUGGAUAUCCUUAUCACUUACCACAAAGGAACGAACAAAGAAUGGGAAGGUGCACGAUUGGUUGCUGCAAAAUUAGUGCCCAAAAGUUAUAACCAUAUGGACGCCACCCACCUGAAUUGUGAUGGAGCCCCGAUGGAAAUUCCUGCUGAAGACAAAGAUAAGAAAAUAAACAUUGUGUACACCUAUUCGGUUACAUUUACAGAAGAUGCUAAGAUAAAGUGGGCUUCCAGAUGGGAUUACAUUUUGGAGUCCAUGCCACACACAAAUAUUCAGUGGUUUAGCAUUAUGAAUUCCCUUGUGAUUGUCCUCUUCUUAUCUGGAAUGGUGGCAAUGAUUAUGCUUCGGACCUUACACAAAGAUAUUGCCAGAUACAACCAGAUUGAUUCGGCAGAGGAUGCACAGGAAGAGUUUGGUUGGAAGCUGGUGCAUGGAGAUAUCUUCAGACCUCCCAGGAAAGGAAUGCUGUUGUCAGUUUUCCUUGGGCAAGGAACACAGAUCUUCAUAAUGAUGUUUAUCACUCUUUUCCUCGCAUGUCUUGGGUUCCUUUCUCCAGCAAACCGAGGAGCACUGAUGACCUGUGCUGUUGUCCUCUGGGUCUUGUUAGGAACACCUGCAGGAUAUGUUUCUGCUCGAAUGUACAAGACAUUCGGUGGUGAGAAAUGGAAAACCAAUGUUCUCUUGACUUCUUUCCUUUGUCCUGGAAUUGUUUUCAUUGAUUUCUUUAUCACUAACCUCAUCCUCUGGGUUGAGGGGUCAUCUGCUGCCAUUCCUUUCGGCACACUAGUAGCAAUCUUGGCGAUGUGGUUUGGAAUUUCGGUACCAUUGACUUUUGUUGGCGCUUAUUUUGGAUUUAAGAAAAGGCCAAUUGAUCACCCUGUGCGCACUAAUCAGAUCCCACGUCAAAUUCCAGAACAAUCCUUCUUCACAAAACCAUUACCGGGGAUUGUCAUGGGCGGCAUCCUGCCCUUCGGGUGCAUUUUCAUCCAGCUGUUUUUUAUUCUCAACAGCAUCUGGUCUCAUCAGAUGUACUACAUGUUUGGUUUCCUAUUCCUGGUCUUCAUCAUUCUCCUCAUCACUUGUUCAGAAGCCACCAUUCUGCUUUGUUACUUCCACCUUUGUGCAGAGGAUUAUCACUGGUGGUGGAGGUCAUUCCUGACCAGUGGCUUUACAGCUGUUUACUUCUUUAUAUAUGCCGUCCAUUACUUCUUCUCCAAGCUUCAAAUUUCUGGGGCUGCAAGCACGAUUUUAUACUUUGGCUACACGCUCAUCAUGGUCUUGAUUUUCUUCCUCUUUACAGGUACUGUUGGAUUUUUCGCUUGUUUCUGGUUUGUCAACAAGAUCUAUAGUGUUGUGAAGGUGGAUUAAUAAUGGCCUCCACACAUAUGAUGUGUAUUUUCUUUAACUUUUGCAUUUAAAAUAUUUAUCAAUAGCUUCAAUCCUGGACACUUUCUAAGCAUCGUUCACUUCUAAUUGCGAAGCUAGAAUAAUUGCAACAAUAAAAACUAGUUUAGUCGAUUGUCUCACAUUUUUGCAAUCAUGUGAUAAUGAUUAGAGUGACAGGUCAAGGAAGGCUUCCUUGGCUGUUAACUCCGUGUUCAGAUGUCCCAUUUACUGCAUAGUUUCCUUUUUCCAAUUUGAUUUGUAGUGCAUGCUUUCUGAUCCUUUGCCAAUGGUUGGGACUGUCAUGCCCAGUAAGAUAGCACUUGGAUAUCUGGGAACCCUCAGGAGUGCCACAGUGCACCAUUGUUGCUGGAUUUCCAAGGCACACUUUCUCUUUGAUAGCUUGGGGUUGUGAAGCACUUUUGCUCUGGCAGUUCCAGACACGUUGGUCAUUGUGCUCCUGUGUUUUUACUUCAACUGUGCUCAAAUAAUAACUGAAUAAUUUUACUGAAAGUGGAUUCUGAAGUGCUACAUUAAAACAAUUGCAAUAAUAUCAAACCAUUGUAUAUAGACAGCUCAUUCACCUUUGUAAUGUAAAUAUAUGGAACUGUGUUAACCCAUUCCUUCCCCAGUCCGGUUGUUUUUCCCACUUCCCAAAAGCAGCAAGGAUUUAAUCUUUUAUUGUUUACUGUGAUAUUUUGUAAAUAUUCCCAUCAACUUGAAUCAAGGGUUGUGUUUUGGUGCUAGAGCAGCACAGAUUGGUGGCUUUAUCUAUCCGCAGUGCCUGAUGUCUCCAAUAUUUACCGAUAUCUCUUCAAUAAACUUGAGAUCAAUCACU